AUGUCUCGGGUCCUGAUUGUGCUAGAACUGAGAAUAAUAUUCUCCCCUCAUCUUCUUCCCCACGUAGCUCCUAUGCGUCAGCUUGUAGGAACCACCGGUGCUGUUGGUUCAAUCGGUCUGACUUAUCGCUCUCUUGGCAACACUCUAGUCUCCCCCACACCCGCUAACGACCGAACAUCAGGAGAACCUUGCCCUCAGAAUCAGCCCCUCCCCAGCCACCACCAUCAUCGUAGUUGGUCACAGUCAGAGAAGUGCGUCAUUGAAGAGGUGGACGGUGGAAUCGUCAUCACAAAGUCGUCCACACAGCCGGUUUCUGCGGUAGUACCCCAGCCUGAAGCACACCAUGAGAAGCAUCACCUGCAUUUGCGAGAUGUUCCAGCAGUGUCUUAUUCGUCGUCGGAAGAAGAUGAUGACAUUUACUAUGAUCUGCAUGAGAGCGAAUCUGAUGACACUUUAAAUCGUGAAGAAUUCAACAACAAGUCGAAUGUUGAAAAGAACGAGUCCGAGGGUACAAAUGAAGCACAGGAGAAGUUGACCGGCCACUUUGGCUCCUUGCAGGUCGAGCCCACUCCUUCCUCCUCCUCUCCCAAAGCGGUCUCUGAAAGUCCUGGCACUAUGAAUAGUACACUCCCGCCUAAGUACUCUCGGAUCUUUGCCUACGAUGGACUCUACGACGACGAUGAUGAGAAGGAUUUGGGCUCACUUCAAUCAGAGGGUUCUGUUAUCUCCUACCUGAUUUCUCAGCUUCGUAUCGGUAUGGACUUAACCCGCAUCACCCUCCCCACUUUCAUUCUCGAGAAGCGCUCCACUCUGGAAAUGUACGCCGACUUCCUCGCCCAUCCCGACCUCUGGAUCGUCAUUGGCGAUGGGCCUACGCCCCAGGCACGUCUCAUUGCCUGCCUCCGGUGGUACCUUUCAGCAUUCCAUGCAAGCAGGCGCACCCCCGUUGCUAAAAAACCUUACAACCCCAUUCUAGGGGAGAUUUUCCGAUGCUGUUACUACAUUGGACCUGAUGGUCAUUCACAAUCUUCUGAUUCCUCUGUUCACCCAAAACAGGCAGCGUAUUCCUCUCCAAUUUCCGGUUCCUCCGAUGUGGAUAUUCCACCCAACUUUUCUAACGAAGAGAUGGCACGUCAUGGACCUAUUCCGUAUGCAGCUGAUGACUGUGUAGUUUUCCUGGCUGAGCAGGUAUCUCACCAUCCACCCAUCUCUGCCUUCUAUGCAGAAUACGUCCCAAAGCGCAUCCAAGUCUCCGGCCAUAUCUGGACGAAAUCCAAGUUCCUUGGAUUGAGUAUCGGUGUGGAGAUGGUCGGUAGUGCCACAAUUGCCCUUCUUGAUAGACCAGGAGAGGAAUAUGUGGUCACAUUUCCUUCCGCAUAUGGACGCAAUAUCCUGGGUGUACCAUGGGUUGAAUUGGGUGGAACUUGUAAAAUAAACUGUGCAAAAACUGGAUAUUCAGCGGAGGUUAAUUUCUUAACCAAACCAUUCUACGGAGGCAAAAAGGAUCAAAUCAGAGCUAAAGCUUUUGUCCCCGACAGUGAUAAACCCUUCCUCACUGUGGAAGGUGAAUGGAAUGGCCAAAUGACUGCCCGUUGGGCUGACUCCGGGAAGAAGGAGUUAUUUGUAGACACCAAAGCUCUUCCAACAAUGAAGAAGCAGGUUAGACCGAGGACUUCUCUUUUCGCUUUUUUUUAUGGGAUGUGGGAGUCAGUGACACUCAAUCUCAAACAGGGUAACAUCGAUGCCGCCACAGACGCCAAAUCGUUGCUAGAACAACGCCAACGUCGUGAAGCCGCUGCCAGGUUGGAAGCUCGCCAGCGAUGGUUGCCCAGCUAUUUCAUUGAAUUUAAUCGGAUAGAUUCAUCUCGGGCUAGCAUUGCAUCUUCAAAUACUCCGGUACUUGGGGAUCAAGUCCAGUACAAUUUCAAGUGGCCUCUAAUUGAUCGCCUGUUUGGUUCCACAGAAGUCUUUACAGAUGCUUCUAGGACAUCCAAGGAUGCUAAACAACAGCAGAAAUGA
Molecule: messenger RNA, 2019 nt
Organism: Rodentolepis nana
Lineage: Eukaryota; Metazoa; Platyhelminthes; Cestoda; Cyclophyllidea; Hymenolepididae
Source: the annotation of a GenBank genome assembly